This is a messenger RNA of Solanum pennellii, 567 nucleotides long. RefSeq lists its product as uncharacterized. Lineage: Eukaryota; Viridiplantae; Streptophyta; Magnoliopsida; Solanales; Solanaceae. The coding region runs from base 1 to 567 and encodes 188 amino acids. The transcript has 3 exons. The record is from RefSeq and is a predicted model, not a curated record. Gene Ontology annotation, biological process: telomere maintenance; DNA repair. Gene Ontology annotation, molecular function: DNA helicase activity.
AUGGCUAAGCGGCACACAAUUGGAGCAGUCGACAAAAGAUUUUGCGAUAUAAUGGAUAAAGAUGCACCUUUUGGCGGGAAAGUUAUGUUGUUUGGAGGUGACUUUCGACAAGUUCUGCCUGUUGUACAAAAAUCGACACGUGCGGAGACGGUAGCUGCAAUUUUAGUGAGGUUAGUACUCAAAGAAAAUGCACCCAUAAUGAUGUUGAGAAAUCUGGACCCAUCAAAUGAAUUAAUAACAGGUGAAUAUGCCAAAACAGUGUUUACUCCAACAAUACAAAUAUCAGCGCCCGAAAAUGAAGGUUAUCCUUUCAAAUUUAUUCGGAAACUAUUUCCAAUACGUCUGUGCUUUGCAAUGACGAUAAAUAGGGCACAAGCAUUGACAACACCAAAUAUUGGAUUGUACCUACCACAACAUGUAUUCUCACAUGGUCAAUUGUACGUAGCACUGUCCAGAGGAAUAUCUAUGUCGAAAACAAAAGUAUUGGUCAUGACUAAACAACCAGAGCGGCACACAGGGAUAUAUACGAGAAAUAUUGUAUACAAGGAUGUUUUGGGAGAGAUUUGA